Messenger RNA from Trifolium pratense (red clover), 2855 nucleotides. Its product is annotated as nuclear intron maturase 3, mitochondrial. Gene Ontology annotation, biological process: mRNA processing. The record is from RefSeq and is a predicted model, not a curated record. Lineage: Eukaryota; Viridiplantae; Streptophyta; Magnoliopsida; Fabales; Fabaceae.
UGGAUUAAUGCAACCAUUCUUUCGCAGUUUUUCAAUUAUUUUCACCUCUUUUGUUUCAAGCUUUUUUACUUCCUCUUAUAACCACCUUGUGUUUUUCAAUCAUUUUCUCAAACAUCAACUGCCUUUCAUGCUAGCAUUACUGCGUAUCAGACGAAUUAUCAUCACUUCAAACACACACACAAAACUUUACUCAACAACAACAACACUACAACCACUUCAACAACCUCUCACAAAAACCCAAAUCAAAACCCUAGUUCUCAAAAACUACACCAAUGCCAACUUCACCAACCUCAUCAAAAACGUCGUCGCUUCACCCUCGGUCAUUUUCACUGCCAUCCAUAACAUCUCCUCCACCCCAACUCCCCAUCCCAACCCAUUUUUCAACAUCACCUCCCUUGUUCAAGAACUUCGCGAAAACCGCUUCGAUGUAGCAGCAAACUGCGCCACACUGAACCCACCUUCCACCCAAAACGGUUCGUUUUUGGUUUUACCUAAUUUGAAACUCAAGGUGGUUAUUGAAGCUGUUAGGAUGGUGUUGGAAGCUGUUUAUGACGAACGGUUUGUGACAUUUUGUUACGGUGGACGUUUUGGGAUGGGAAGACAUACUGCUAUAAGGUAUUUGAAAAACUCUGUUCAAAAUCCUACUUGGUGGUUUACUGUUAGGUUUAAGAAUCACAAAUUUGAACAUGCCCAUGUUGAAAAAUUGUGUUUUUUUAUUGAACGGAAAGUUAAAGAUUGUGUUUUUAUUGAUUUUAUUAAGAAGUUGUUUGAAUGUAAGGUUUUGGUGAUUGAAUUGGGUGGGAAUUGGUUAGGAAAAGGGUUUCCUCAGGAAUGUGGGUUGUGUUCAAUUUUGAUGAAUGUUUAUUUUGAUGGAUUUGAUAAAGAGAUUCAAGAGAUGAGGCUUAGGGAAAAUCGAGAGAAUCGUGAAUUGGAUCCGAAGAUGGUUGUUGAUUCUAGUUUAGGUGGAGCUGAUGUGUUUUAUAAGCCGGUUAAGGUGUAUGCGGUUAGGUAUUUGGAUGAGAUACUUGUUGCUACUUCGGGGGGUUCGAAGUUGUUGGCUAUGGAUUUGAAGAUGAAAGUUGUGAAAAGUUUGGAGCUUGGUUUGAGUUUGCGUGUUGAUAAGUUGAACACGGCAAUUCAUAGUGCGGUGUCGGAGAAGAUUGAGUUUCUUGGGAUGGAGUUACAGGCUGUUCCUCCGUCGGUUUUACGUCCGCCUAUGUCAGAGAAAGCAAUCCGAGCACGAAAGAAGUACCUUAGACAGAAGGAAGUUAGAGCUCUUGAGUUCAAAAAUGCUAGGGCGAGGAAUAGGAGGAUAUUAGGGUUGAAGAUAUUUAAUCAUGUUUAUAAGAAGAUGAAGCAAAGUGAUGGGUUUAAGUUUGACUACAGUAUUGAAAAUGAAGUCCGGGAGAUUUUUAAGUCUUGGGGAGAUGAAGUUGUGCAAGAGUUCUUGGGGAGCGUGGAUGAGUGUCAAGAAUGGCAUCGGAGUUUAACGGCCGGUGAUUUCCUUUCCUUGAGACACAUUAGAAAUCAGUUACCGCCUGAGCUCGUUGAUGCUUAUGAUAACUUCCAAGAGCAGGUAGACAAACAUUUGAAUCCUGUAAAACUCAGGAAAGUAAUCGAGGAAAAAGAAAGAAAAGAAAAGCAAGAGGAGGAACAGAAAUAUUCAAAAGGAACAGUUGAGGAUUUGACUAGGUUCUGUAUGAAAGUCGAUGCACCGCUAUUACUCAUAAGAAAAGCUGUGAGGUUGCUUGCGUUUACGAAUCAUAUGGGCCGUCCAAGACCUAUUGAAUUCCUUUUUGCUCUUGAGGAUGCCGAUAUUAUCAAGUGGUAUGCUGGCAUAGCAAGAAGGUGGCUUGACUUCUUCUGCUGUUGUCACAACUUCAAGGUGGUCAAAACUAUUGUAAGUUAUCAUUUGAGGUUCUCUUGUAUCCUGACAUUAGCAGAGAAGCACGAAUCCACUAAGCGUGAAGCUAUAAAGCAUUUCAGCAAAGAUUUGAAAGUCUAUGAUAUGAAUGGAAAUGAUGAAAUACAUUUUCCCACAGAAAGGGAGGUUAAGAUGAUGGGAGAUAGAAAUCUUUCAGAUCCGAAACCUGUAGAUGGAGUUUUAUCCUUGGCUACAGUAAGGCUUGCAUCCGACGAGCCUCCCACACAUUGUAUUGCCCAUUUCUGUGACAAGACAACUACAGUCUUCUAUCGGGUCCGAUUGCUACAAAACAGAUUGAAUGUGAACCCUCUGGAGAAAGAAAAAUGGGUGCAAGGGAUGGGAGUAAUUCAUGAAAGCCUGAACCAAAAGUGCCUCCCACUCUGUACCGAUCAUAUACAUGAUUUUUACUUGGGAAGAAUCACUCUUCAAGACAUUGACUGUACCUUGUGUGGAUGUCGACUGACUGACAGUUGCUGUUGCUAACUCAUUUUUUACUUUGAUUGGUACCUAUGAAAUUGCAAUUCUACAGUGUGGAUGUUAAUGCAGUUGCACACAAACUUAUUGCUCGUGCUGGUGUGACCAAAAUGCCAACCAUACAACUAUGGAAAGACAGCAAGAAACAAGCUGAAGUCAUUGGUGGGAAUAAAGCAUAUUUGGUAAUAAAUGAGGUUCAAGAGAUGAUUCAGAAUGAGUUCACCAUGUGAGUUUUUACCGGUAAAUGGUUUUAGGUAACUUUUUUACCCGUAAAAUGCAACAAAAAAGAAUGGCGGUUUUUCCAACUAUCCCCUUAGAUUGUACGAUGUUAAAUGUGUAUAAUUGGAAUUCAAAUGGAAUUGGAACAUGGAAAAGAGAAAUGAGAAAUAGAUAUAAACAAAAGAACAUUAUUAGUUGUGAACACAUGCAAAUCUACUAUGUAAUUUAUUUUCAUUGA